Molecule: messenger RNA, 1446 nt
Organism: Trichomonas vaginalis G3
Lineage: Eukaryota; Parabasalia; Trichomonadida; Trichomonadidae
Product: dolichyl-phosphate-mannose-protein mannosyltransferase protein
Exons: 1
Coding region: 1-1446 (481 amino acids)
Biological process (GO): protein O-linked glycosylation via mannose
Cellular component (GO): membrane
Molecular function (GO): dolichyl-phosphate-mannose-protein mannosyltransferase activity
Source: RefSeq, a predicted model, not a curated record
AUGGAGUUCGCUAUCAAGGAUUCUAAUAUCGAACUCCUUCUGGGUGACAUUAUAUUGAUAAUGAUAAUUACGAUAUUAUCAAUAUCGGUAAGAGUUAGAUCUGUUCAUCAUCCUAAUUCUAUUGUAUUUGACGAAACUUAUUUCGGAAAUUUUACUAACGAUUACAUAGAACACGAAUUUUAUCAAGACAUACAUCCACCAUUCGCGAAAUUACUUAUGUACAAGAUCGCAGAAGCAGGAGAAUAUGAUGGGCAUCUUAGUUUCAGUGGAAAGACACCAUAUACGAGCCCAGAAUAUACAAUGCUAAGAUUAACACCAGGAUUAUUUUCUUCUUUCGUUCCUCCUUUAUGCUACUUAUGCGUAAGAUUUUUAGGUUUUUCUAAAUCUGCCGCUUUUACAUCGGGAAUCGCUGCCACUUUCGAGACAACUUUAAUUGCUGAAGGUAGGCACAUUCUCACAGAUGGAAUUCUACACUUUUUCUCAAUACUUCACGUUACUGUUUUAUUAUAUUUACGCUCUUUAAAGAGAAGAGACUUUAAGUUCUGGGUUUGGCAUGCACUUACAGGAAUUACGCUUGGACUAGCUUGCGCAAUCAAAAAUACAGCAUGGGGAUUGAUGAUGCUUGAUGCUUUUGUUUAUUUGAAACUUCUUUGGCCUGAAGCUGAAGUUUCAAUGGAUCAUUACAUUCGCCAAGUACUAUUUUAUGGGUCAACCCUAUUUUUAAUUAAUUUUUUGGUGUUUUGGUCCACAUAUAUUUUUCAUUUCCUUGCUUUACCUUUUAUCGGGCCAUCAACACCAUUUACUCAUAUUGAAGUGACUUCUUUUCUUGUUAAGAAAGGAAAUAGCUCAUUACUUCGACCCCGAAUUGAUCCACCAAAUCUAUUAAUUCGAACUUUGUUAUAUAUAUAUAUUACACAUCGUGGAAACAUGCGACUUGGCUAUUUCCACGAAUCCCAGAGUCAUCCUGAUAAUUGGCCCUUAAUGACAGGUGUUGGAGUUUUCUUUUAUCACAAUUGCGGAAGAGAACUUCAUUGUCUUGGAAAUAUUUUCUGUUAUUACUUCGCUUUCAUUGGGUAUCUUUCAUGUUGUUUUGCAUUCAAGAAACCACAGAAAUGGGAAGCUCUAUUCAUUGCUGUUGGAUAUUCUUUCUCUUAUUUCCCUUUCUAUUUAAUUCCAAGAACAUUAUAUUUGUACCAUUAUUGUAUUCCUUUGAUGAUUGGUAUUGUUGGUUAUGGUGCUUUUUUGGAUAUUUAUCUCCCUCCAAAAACAAAAGGAAUUGUUAUUGUUUUAUCAAUUGCUUUAUUAGUUUAUUUCUAUUGGCUGAUUUCUCCUUUAAUUUACGCAUUGCCAUUGAGAGAUGAAAGAAAGAUGUUCUGGGAUAGCGCAUGGAGAUUUGGUGAUAAAAGACACAGAUUGGAGAAAUCACUUAACAAAGAAUCAAAAUAG